This is a messenger RNA of Taeniopygia guttata (zebra finch), 2837 nucleotides long. RefSeq names its product phospholipid phosphatase related 1 (gene PLPPR1). Gene Ontology annotation, biological process: phospholipid dephosphorylation; signal transduction; phospholipid metabolic process. The record is from RefSeq and is a predicted model, not a curated record. NCBI's taxonomy places the organism in Eukaryota, Metazoa, Chordata, Aves, Passeriformes, Estrildidae. Gene Ontology annotation, cellular component: plasma membrane. Gene Ontology annotation, molecular function: phosphatidate phosphatase activity.
AGGAGCGGCGGAGGGAGGGAGCUGAGCCUGUUCUCCUCCGGGCCGCGUUGCGGGAAAUCCAGGCGGGAAGGGGCGAGGAGGACGAGGAAGCAGGCGGCGCAGGGAGGGAGUCCCGGAGCCGGCCUCCCCGCCGCGGCGGAGGGCGGACCACGAUGCCCGGCCGGCGAGGGCUGCCCGCCCGCCCUCCCGGAAACCGCCGCCCGUAGCGGGGCCGCCGCGCCGCGGGACAUAAACUUUUGAACAGUGCCUCCCUGAGAAGUGUGAUGAGAAAUGGCUUUAGGAAACAAUACCCAGAGAAGUUAUUCCAUCAUCCCCUGCUUCAUCUUUGUUGAGCUCGUCAUCAUGGCUGGGACUGUUCUGCUCGCCUACUACUUCGAGUACACUGACACUUUUCAGGUGCAUAUCCAAGGUUUCUUCUGUCAGGAUGGCAAUUUGAUGAAACCAUACCCUGGGACAGAGGAAGAGAGCUUCAUUUCACCACUUGUGCUGUACUGUGUGCUGGCUUCAACUCCGACAGUGAUUAUUUUUAUUGGUGAGAUAUCCAUGUAUUUCAUAAAGUCAACCCGAGAAACCCUCAUUAUUCAAGAGAAAACUAUUUUGACUGGAGAGUGCUGUUACCUGAACCCACUACUUCGAAGAAUAAUACGUUUUAUAGGAGUGUUUGCAUUUGGACUUUUUGCCACUGACAUCUUUGUAAAUGCUGGCCAGGUUGUGACUGGGAACUUGGCUCCCUACUUCCUGACUGUGUGCAAACCCAACUACACUGGAAACGACUGUCGGGCCCACCACCAGUUCAUAAACAACGGCAACAUCUGCACAGGGGAUGUGGCGGUGAUUGAAAAGGCCAGAAGAUCCUUUCCAUCCAAACAUGCUGCUUUGAGCAUCUACUCAGCUUUAUAUGCCACGAUGUACAUCACAAGCACUAUUAAAACAAAGAGCAGCAGGCUAGCCAAGCCUGUGCUGUGUCUGGGAACCCUGUGUGCUGCCUUCCUCACUGGGCUAAAUCGAGUGUCUGAGUAUCGAAACCACUGUUCAGACGUGAUCGCAGGCUUCAUCUUGGGGAGUGCUGUAGCCUUGUUUCUGGGGAUAUGUGUUGUCCAUAAUUUUAAGGGCAGUCAUGCAGCUCCUUCUAAACCGAAGCCUGAAGACCCACGAGGAAUGCCACUAAUGGCUUUUCCCAGGGUGGAAAGUCCUCUAGAGACACUGAGUGCACAGAAUCACUCUGCCUCUAUGACAGAAGUAACCUGAGAUGGGAGAUCGGCAGCUGAAGCUAUUUUUUACUACCCUCCAGUAAAAUACUUCAAGACACACAGUUACUAAAUGUCUAACUGUGAUGACUAGUAUUAUGUUAUGUCUAGUUAGAGGCUAAUGUUUUGUACUUUUUUUGUAUGAGGAAGUGAUGUAGCUUGCCCUGAUUUUUUGUCAGCUUUAAUAUUAUUAUGCUAGACUUUAAAAGCAAAACAGAAAAAGAACAAAAAAAACCCCUUUUCUUGUUUCAAGUGUGCACUGAGGAACUACAUCUAUGGAAUUGUUGAUGUUGUUAUGUGAUAUUUGUACACAAUUUUUUUUCUUCUCAGUUUUGAAUUUAUAUAUCUUGGGAGGGAAAAAUUCACUUUUACCUUUUCUUACCGUAAGAAGUUCUAGGUCAGAUUCUCAUCUGAGUAAACUCAGCAUGGAUCUGCAGCAAUUGCAUAUAUUUAAUUAAUAUUAAAACAACAGUGAUCAGGAAUCUAACCUGAAUAAUACUAUCGACAAGAAACAAAAAUCCAUCCUGGAUUCAGUGAGCUACUUAAGUGUUUUCUAGGAGUUAAUGGACUUCAGUUACCACCCAGUUCCCAGACUAGAAGCAUGUUCUUAAGCACCUCACUGAAUCAAAGCCUGAUUGUUCUGGUGUGGGUGGUUGUGCCAGUUAUUGAAGAAUAACUAGAACAACACCCUUGGUCUGCAGUAUAGACAGACAGGAUAUCAAAAUUUAUAGUAGUAGCUGAUAGCAUGUGAGCUGACUAUUAUCAUCUCCCUAGACCCUCAUUCCUCCCCGAGGCCCAGCUAAAGCUCCCAGUGAAAUCUGGCUUCAGGAAUUGACUAUGGGGAUAUACAGCCACCACUGUGGGGCUCCGGCUGCGCUGUAAGUGUUUCAUCAUUUCAUCAUAGAUUUGUGGGGUAACUAGUGACACUGCUGCAAAGGAAAAGUGGCACCACUCCUAAACCAGGGUGGCAUUCCUUGGCAUUCAAAUUGGCAUAGCCAAGAAGCCAGUUUUGCUGCCCAAAAUGUAUUUUUUUUUCCUGAGGGGCUUUGACAAGUCAAAAAAAAAAAAGACUGAAAGAAAAGGAAAGACAGAAGAAGACAAAAGAAAUAAAAGAAAGAAAGAAAGAAAUCUGAGUCUGUAGUAGCAGUCUGCAUUUUUUUUGUAAAUUCUGCCAUACAGAAUUUAUAUCAAAACUGCUAUUUUACAAUUCAAUAACUUUGUCUAAGCAUUAUGAAGACAACUCAGUAUGGGUUGGGGAUGGGAAGAACAACAAAAAUAAUCCCAUUUACAAUAGUUAGAACUAGGGCAAAGGCUUCAUUAAAUGAUUUUUCACUGUUUCUAGGAUUUUCCUGCAUCUCAUUCUUCUAGCAUGGUGAUAACUGCUGUGUGUCUCCUUUAAAGAAUGGAGCCUUUGUACUUUUACUGGAAUGUUUACCUCACAUUUCCAUGUAGGUUCUUCUCAGCUUUUUUUUUUUUUUUUUUUUUGUAUAUUUUUUCCAAAACAGAAGCAAAAAAAAAAAAAUUAUCAAACAAGCAAACACAUGAGCCAGUCUUUCAUUUGCCUAUGACACAAAGAAAAUCUGGAAUGUC